Dichomitus squalens LYAD-421 SS1 is the source of this 1179-nucleotide messenger RNA. RefSeq lists its product as uncharacterized. Bases 1 to 1101 code for a protein of 366 amino acids. The transcript has 12 exons. NCBI's taxonomy places the organism in Eukaryota, Fungi, Basidiomycota, Agaricomycetes, Polyporales, Polyporaceae. The record is from RefSeq and is a predicted model, not a curated record.
AUGGCUUCCUCAUCUACAGAUGAAGUUGUCGCUUCCUAUGCGAUUGGGUUAUUCGAAAAUUACUGCGAUGUCACAGCACCCACUGUCGUUGUGUAUGACUGGCUGCUUACAUUCCCCCGAGAGGCACAGUUGAUGCUCAGGGGACGUGCUCGACCUCUAUCCGUGGCUUUGUACCUUGCAAACAGGUAUAUCAAUCUCCUCGACGAAACAAUGGGACUCCUUGGUUACAACACCUCGUUGUCUACCAAGAGCUGCACCGGUAUAGCUUUUUCAAAUCUUGUCCUUACCUAUCUAUCCUUGUUGCCGCCUGCCUUGUUUACUGGUCUCAGGGCCUUUGCGCUCAGCUCGGACUGGAGGAUUUCCUCCUUGAUUUUGAUCCUCUCAUGCCUGCCCUUUGCAACGAACAUGGUGACAUUCGGCUACCAUCUUAGUGGUCUUGAGGACCCGAUCCUGGGAUGCUUGGAUGAUAUCGUUCAGCCCGAAUCCCUUUUCCGAAAAGUCGGCAACAUCAAUAGGACAUGCACUAUUGCUGCCGAUACACUACUCAUCGUACUCACUUGGCGGUCUCUACGUGUGCAAACUAUUGGACAGGCCGCAGGCGCAAUAUCCGAGAAGGGUCUUGUGGGAGUGAUGCUACGAGAUGGGAUGCUUUACUUCGGUAUUCUUCUUGUUCUCAAUAUCGCCCAGCUCCUUGUGGAGGAACUCUCGUUCUUCGAUACCCUAGGAGAUAUUGUGGCGGUAUUCAGUGCCCCACUGUCCUCCAUUCUUGUAUCACAUUUUAUGCUCGACCUCCAAGAAGCCUACCAAAGGAAGGUCGUCGGCUUGGCUUCCAAUGAUCCGCUCCACACUUCGCACACUAUGAGCGUCCCUUCUUUGAACUUCGCAAAUGCACUCGGUUCGAUCGCCACCCACAUAGACCAGCCGAAAUCUGACCUCCAAAACCCCGGAUGGGAGGACUAUGAGGUUGAAGAACCAAACAGCUUCUCGCCGAAUGCUCAAGAUACGUUUGAUGCCGAGAAUGCCGAGGCAGUACAGAAGCAUACAGUAACUGCUACAGAGAUUCAGCAAAUCAGUGAAGGCGGGGCGGCUGCUGAAGUGUGAAACCUUGAAAGACUAUACUCAGGUACUCGUGCACACCAAUGGUGCUCUCGUCAUCAUGUUAGUUGUGACAUCUCCCCC